AGCACUAAGAGCUUUGCCCCGCCUGUGGCAUUGUACUAGGGUGCUUAUCUCACAUACACCACUCAACCUCAGUUCACUUCAAGCACAGUCCUUGAUCUCACUCAGCUGCAGAGAUGAAUAACCAAGGAGCAACCUAUGCAGAACUGAAGGGAGUCAAGAACUCAAAGAGGCAGAAAAGAAAACCUAGGGUUUCUAAAAGUUCUGUUUCAAUGACUGAGCAGGAAUUAACAUAUAUAGAAUUAAAUCUUCAAAAUGCUUCUCAGAAUCUUCAUGGGAAUGACAAGAUUCACCACUCCAAAGGUUCACCGUCACCUCCAGAGAAGUUCAUUGCUGGGAUCCUGGGAAUCAUCUGCCUCGUCUUGAUGUCCACUGUGGUGACAGUGAUCGUUGUCACUCCCUGGUUUUUGAAAAACUGUAAGGGAACUUAUCACUUUACUGAUGCUACUGUAAUACGGGAACAGAAUUACUCCUCUCUCAUAACAAGGCUCCAGAAAGAAUGUCAUUGUGGUCAUUGUCCACAAGACUGGCUUACAUAUUCCAACAACUGCUAUUAUACUAGUUUGGAAAAAAAAUCAUGGAAUGAGAGUUUGAUAGCCUGUGCUACUAAGAAUUCUACUCUGCUUUAUAUAGAUAAUGAAGAGGAAAUGAAAUUUCUGAUGUCCCUAUCGAUUGUUUCGUGGAUUCAAGUCUCUCGUGAAGGCCGCGGUCGUCCUUGGAAGUGGCUAAAUGGUUCAACUUGCAAUCUACAGAUAGCAGACAAAUUACCUGGUGAACGUAACUGUGCUGUACAAGCUUUAUGGGAAAUAAGAGCAGAAGACUGUCAGUUUACAAAUGCAUAUCAUUGCAAGCAUAAGCUUGAGAAUUAAAAUAUGAGUUUGGAUGCUGGUGGGUAACUUGAGUUUUAAUGAAAUGGAAAUAAUAUACUGACUGCAUAAAUUUUAAAACGAAUUAUAUUAUUUUUACUGAUAAUGAAUGUUUUUCAAAAACAGUUGAAAUAUAAUUGUGUG
This is a messenger RNA of Bubalus bubalis (water buffalo), 1007 nucleotides long. RefSeq names its product NKG2-A/NKG2-B type II integral membrane protein. The transcript is spliced from 6 exons. Gene Ontology annotation, biological process: stimulatory C-type lectin receptor signaling pathway; positive regulation of natural killer cell mediated cytotoxicity. The record is from RefSeq and is a predicted model, not a curated record. Bases 114 to 866 code for a protein of 250 amino acids. Lineage: Eukaryota; Metazoa; Chordata; Mammalia; Artiodactyla; Bovidae.